This is a messenger RNA of Rotaria sordida, 675 nucleotides long. The record is from the annotation of a GenBank genome assembly. NCBI's taxonomy places the organism in Eukaryota, Metazoa, Rotifera, Eurotatoria, Philodinida, Philodinidae.
AUGGAUGCAUUUUGGAAGUUUAAUCGACAUAAAGGAAAGUAUACUGAACGUUCAUUGAAUGAAAUAAGUUUGGGUGGUUUACUUGUUGCUGUUGUUCUUCGUACAAUACAAUUUAAUAUGACACGUAUGCGUGCUAAAUAUUUACAUACAAAUUGUUUUGCUGCAUUAGCAAAUAUGUCUUCACAAUUUCAAAAUUUACAUACAUAUGUUUCACAAAGAAUUGUUUCUUUGUUUAAUUUACUUGCACGUAAACAUACAAAAACAUUAGAUCUUAUACAACAACAGCAAAUAUUAACAACAAAUACUUCAAAUGAUAAUAUAUUUAAUGAAAAUGUACAAGAUUUAAGUAUCAUUGAAGAUGUUAUGAGAAUGGUUUUAGAAAUAAUUAAUUCUUGUUUAACACAUACACUUCAACAUAAUAUUAAUCUUAUUUAUACAUUACUUUAUAAUAAAGAUAUAUUUGAUAAUUAUAGAGCACAUCUUAGUUUUCAAGAUAUUUUACAAAAUAUUGAUACAAAAUUUCCUGAAUUAAAAUUUACAUAUGUUGGAGAAGAACAAUCUGAAGAUUUUUUUGUACUUUAUAUAUGGACUUUAGUUUAUAAAUCUUGUAAUCUUUAUUGGUCAUCUGAAUCAAUUCUAAUCUUUAAACAACAACAAUCAUUAAUUUCACAGUGA